UCUGCAGGACUCGUGCGCGCUCAUCAUCAGCCGCAUCCGUACAUCUACACGCAAGCCAAACAUGAUGUCGCGCGCAUCAUUGGCCCGCGCACAGGGCUACCACACAUCCUCAAACAAACUUCAGUGGAAUACUGCAGUGCAGCGUUGACGGUAAAUAACAGGAUGUACUAGAUAUUUAUCCUCCCUGUAUCUCUGGAGACACGGUGAAAGGCAGUACAAACCCAUGUCCCUCUCUUCUAGCAGAAGGCCAUCUGCUGGUUCUCGCAGAAGGUCUGCGGCCCCGAGCAGCACUAGACACUUGCAUGGUGACUCGUCUGUCCGGAGCAGUUAUUCAACAACACCCUGCAAAUGCACAGAGAGCAAUACUGCAACACGUUCAAACCCAGCCACACCACGACGACAAGUGAAGUAUGCAGCCUGUAGUGAGAAUCACGGGAUCCGUCCGCCGGCACCCGAACAGUAUCUCACCCCCCUACAGCAGAAGGAAGUGUGUAUUCGGCACUUACGAGCUCGGCUGAAAGAAAAUGUGGAAAGGCUUCAGGACCGAGAUUCUGAGGUCGAGGAUUUACGGAUGCGACUGACUCAAAUGCAGGAGGAUUGGAUUGAGGAGGAAUGCCAUCGCAUAGAGGCCCAGCUGGCCCUGAAAGAGGCUCGGAAGGAAAUCCGGCAGCUUCAGCAGGCCGUGGACACAGUUAGGUCGAAUCUAGGUGUCCCUGAGUCAGAGCAACAGGACUGUAAGUCUGAAGGUUUAGGUACAGGUAGGAUAGGGCCACGAAUCGGGGCAUCUAGGUCUUGUGGCUGCUCCCCAGCCCACACUAUGAAUCGCAGUGCCACUUUCACCAGGCUUAGUAGCGAGACGUCACCCUGCACCACGGACCGUAAUGGAAACGUGCAUUCCACACACUACAUUCCCGCCAACAGAGGCGCGAUGACGUUACCUAGAGGUGACGGUCGCACUCAUCUUCUUCUGGAAGCGGCUCUGCUGCCUGAGCAUCUUCCACAUGCACAAAUAUGCUCGGCUUUGUCGCGAUCCUCCACCUGCGAGAGGUUGUGCGGCGGAGAGGCGAUACUGCCGGUUAGUCGAUCUUGCCAUGCCGUGAACAACAACUGCAGCUGUGGCCCACAUACCUACCUCCCACAUCACCAUCUGUUUUUGCACCUCCCACAGGAGGAAGCACCUCCUCCGCCUUCCCCACCUCCAGCGCCCCCUAGUGCAUCAGAGGUAGGUGACAGGCCAGGGUACCGUUCACAAGCUUGCAGUCCCACCAUAACCUGGAUUUCCGAAGAGGGUGGAGGCGAGGAGCUGAGCAUCAUCACUUCGGCAACCUGCGGCCCAGAUGCUGAGCCGCAAGUAUUUUCGCCACCAUCUGCCGCUCAGAUGUCGUACAUCACAGAAUCUUUGCCGCUUGAAAUGACAUCAUCGACAACGACGCCUACAGUGUUGACCAUACCUCAAGUUCAUCAGCCUUGCACCAGAGCUUCACCACCUUCAGAGGAAGCCGUGUUCGUCGAUGAUGAAGAUGGAAUGGGUGGAGCGUCUGCCUCGGAGGAGGAAGCAGAAUUCGCUUCUCCUCAGAUGAGCCAUUGGAGUCGUUACUUCCUAAUCGAUCUGUUAGCUGUGGCUGUACCUGUAGUGCCCACGCUCGCAUGGCUUUGCAGAGGGUCAAGAAAUGAAGGCAUGCCCAUGUACAACAUGAGCUCCCUGUUGCGAGGCUGCUGUGCCGUGGCAUUGCACUCUUUAAGGCGAGCCGGCAGCAGAUGCGAUCAUGACCCCUCGGGAACAGGAAGAGCAAAACCUAUUUGAAAACAUCGAAAAGAAAAUUAACUUCAUCUUGGGUUGCUCUUGGCUAAAUAAUAUUUUCGAGUCAAGUAGGUCUUAAUCCAUUAUACCAAUGCUUGUUUGGGACAAUGAUCGAGGGAACCUUAUUUGCACAGACUGUUUGCUCUUGCUCAUUUCCACCAUUUGUUUUCCCUUUUCCUUCUGGCUCUCUUCUUAUCUGCAUAAUUUCCUCUCAUUCUAGGCUGAAACCGAGUUGGCAAUACAUAGUCAUGGAGCAAAUAAGCAGCAAUAAGUUACAAGCCGAGCAGAGAACGUACAGAUCCCUAUUUUGACAGGGAUCAAGUUUAGGGAUGUUCAUUUCAGUUCAUUUUCCUGACUGACAGCUGCAGCUUUCAGCCCGAAUAUUAACCGUUAACUGACAAGAUUUUAAUAUUAAUUUGUCAUUGGGUAAAAAUACAGUUGACAAUACAAACAUUUAACUUGAUUUUAAAUAAUUUAUCAUACAAAUUAUUAUUUUACCAAUAAAAUAAUAAUUCACGUCAUUUACAGGCCAUUUACAAAUUAAGGAUAGAAAAGUGCACUGCAAAAAAAGAUUUUCACGAAAAACUUUUCUUAGUAUUCUUGUUUUCAGUAAAAAUAUCAAAACAAUUCUAGUCUAGUUUUUAGACCAAAAAUUUAAACUUUAGGUAAAUUAGUGCUUAAAACAAGUAAAAAAAAAUCUGGCAGAUUUUUUUUCCUUGUUUUAUGCACAAAAUCACUUAAAUUUGAUAUUUUUGGUCUAAAAACAAGACUUAUUUUUUUUGCUCAUCAAGAAAAGCAUCUUAAUUUAAGAAUGUUUAGAUAUUUUUACGGAAAACAAGACAAAAAUACUAAUAAUUUUUUUUUUGAAAAUCUUUUUUUGCAGUGUGGUGAAAUCUCUGUAGGCACAUGCCGACAUGCACUGUGUCAAAUAUUUUUUUUCUUUUAACUGAUAAUAUUAAUUGGUCAUAAAUUCUUACAUUUGGUUAACCGGUUAAUAUGAACAUCCCUAAUCAAGUUAAACGAAUUCCUUUACAAUAAGUAAGGGUUCUGUGUGUAGGGAUGCACUGAUACAAAAAUGCAUUUCAAAAUAAUUACACAGCAUGAACAUCCUCCACUUUUGUUUGUCAGGAUAAAAUCUGCCCUGAUCAUCGGCUGUUUUUAAACAAUCGUCCAAUAGUGGGAAAAAAUCUGCCUACCCGCUUGUUAAGUCAUGACAUUUGGAAAACUGUUUCUGAGUCCAUAGAGGAUAUUAUAUAAACAACCGUUUAUGAGCACUAUUUAUUCAUAUUACACAUUUACGCAAAAAAAAGAAACACUUACAAGAGCAGUGUCCAAGCUCACAGAACCACAAAAGCAAAAUAUUAAUAGUUUAUACAAAAUUAUGUCCAGGAGUCCAUGUUUGGUCAUCUUGGAUAUUGUUAUAGAGAUAAAAGGAUUAGGUGUUUUUGAAUUGUUAUACACUGCAAAAAAAAUGACUUUCUUACUUAGUAUUUUUGUCUUGUUUUCAGCACAAAUAUCUAAAAAUUCUUAAAUCAAAAUGUAUUUUCUUGAUGAGCAAAAUGACCUGAGAAAAUAAGUCUAGUUUUUUUUUAAGACAAAAAAAGUGAAAAGUGAAUUGGUGCUUAAAUCAAACAAAAUAUCUGCCAAUAGGGUGAGAAAAAAAAUCUUGAAAUAAGUUGAAAAUGUUUUCUUUAACACUUAAUUUAAGAAAAAUGUUCUAUAUCUGGAAGAUAUAUAUUUUUUGCUUGUUUUAAGCACAAAUUCACUUAAAUUGUAUGUUUUUUUGUCUAAAAACUAAACUUAUUUUCUUAGCUCAUCAAGAAAAUAAAGAAAAAUCUUGAUUUAAGAAUUUUUUUACUUAAAACAAGACAAAAAUUCUUGUUAUUUCCUUAUGGCAUUUGAGGUCAGUUGGACCCGAAAGCGGUGGAUGACGUCAGACUUUUAACAAGCGGAUACCGAGUAUAGGCCGAUAUAUCUGUGCAUCCGUAGUUCUUAGGACUUUGUUCUUUUUCCAUUACAUUCUCAUUAUUAAUUUUAUUUAUGACAACGUGAAGCAUUAUGUAAUUCACUGUUCUGAUGACAUGUACUGAAACUAUACUUUCUUAUUUAACAUUAUAUUGUAAUUUAUUUACAUAUUUAAAUUAUAGAAUACGUAAAAAAAAAUUGUUUAAAAUGUCAUAUUUUAUUGAAAAAGUAUUGGACUGUAAAGAUUUAAACAUUUUCAGGUUUGAGAGGGAACUCAGGUGACAAGAUAGAGAAAUUAAUGAGGGCAGAAAUGUUUUAUCAACAAUAGUUGUCAUAAUGACAUCAUUUGUAAUAUCGUAAGAUUUCUAUUUAAUUAAAGUAAGAUUUUUGCUUAAUUAAAAAAAUAAACUGAUAAUUGCUGCAUGCAUCCAGCCAAAUUAGUAAAAUACUUAUGUGAGUGAAUAAUACUGGCAUAUCGGGAAAUUAUUAUAAGGGCUGUUUAAGAUGCAUGUUAGCUAAAUUACUAGUAGUUUGGUAUUACUUUUAAUUGACAUUUGGAUAGUUGGUCUUGAUUUGUGACCCUGGACCACAAAAACAGUCAGAAGUCAAAUGGGUAUAUUUGUAGCAAUAGCAUUAUAGAUUUUUCUUUUAUGCCAAAGAUCUUUAGGAUAUUAGGUAAAGAUUAGGUUCCAUAAAAAUACAUUUUAUUUACAUUAAAGGUGAUUUUCUCAAUAUUUGUUUUUUGCACACUCG
Messenger RNA from Paramisgurnus dabryanus, 4519 nucleotides. RefSeq names its product syntaphilin a (gene snpha). The record is from RefSeq and is a predicted model, not a curated record. Gene Ontology annotation, biological process: neuron differentiation. NCBI's taxonomy places the organism in Eukaryota, Metazoa, Chordata, Actinopteri, Cypriniformes, Cobitidae. Gene Ontology annotation, cellular component: cytoplasmic microtubule; mitochondrion.